This is a messenger RNA of Culex pipiens pallens (northern house mosquito), 4058 nucleotides long. RefSeq names its product pancreatic triacylglycerol lipase-like. Gene Ontology annotation, molecular function: lipase activity. The coding region runs from base 524 to 1516 and encodes 330 amino acids. Gene Ontology annotation, biological process: lipid metabolic process. The record is from RefSeq and is a predicted model, not a curated record. The transcript has 2 exons. Lineage: Eukaryota; Metazoa; Arthropoda; Insecta; Diptera; Culicidae.
GCAGGUUAAGAAAAACUAUGUUUUUUUUUUGUAGGGCGUUCAACUAUUUUUUUUCUGACAUUCACGAUAAUUCUCCUUAUUCCGUGUAGUCUAGCUACGCCCUUUCAUUGACAUAACAAAUCUGUCACCAAAAAAAUCACGUUUCACCUUAUCUAAGCACCACGCGUUCUUUCUAAGAUUCCAAUCCUCCCUCCACCACCUUACUUAUCACUUAUCAUAAUCGAAUCCCAACGCUUGACACGACUUUUCCCCCUUAAUCGGAAAGUUGCCUGCUCCCAACAUCAGACACUGGAUCCAAGCUGUAUUACCGAAAAAGUGCAACCCUGUCCACUCAGCACGAUUUAAAAAUUCAAUUCCAAAGGUUCGCCCCAUCAUCGGGUACCCUGUUGUCCGGUCUAGACACACACCCAACUUGGGAUAUCAGCUCGAUAUCAGGGGAUAGAUAAUUUGGAGACACGAAGAUAACGACUUUUCUGGACGUAUAAAGUCAUAUGGUGGAGGUAUCUACCGAACAGUCUUCGUUAUGGCGAGUUUGGAGUUGAUUUUGCUGGUGUUGGCCGUUCUUGGUUGCACAACCGCCCAGCGAUGGCAGGUCGUCACGGACGAGCUGGGUAAGCCGCACAUGUUCGGAGAAGGUGAGCAAAGUCCGGAUCUUCACUUCCAACCAGAGCAAGACAUUCGGUUUCUGCUGUACACUCGUGCAAAUCCGGAAGUUCCGAACCGUAUCGCCAACAAUGACCUCGGUUCGGUUACGAGCUCGCACUUCAACGCCAGCCAUCCGACCCGGAUCGUGAUCCACGGUUGGUUAGGUGGGGAGGUGUCCCGGAUAAAUCGGAUGGUCCGGACGGAGCUUUUGGAGCUUGGGGAGUUCAACGUGAUCUAUGUCGAUUGGAGUGCGGCGAAUCACCCGGAUUACCGAGUGUCACGUCGGUUGGUUUAUCCAACGGGAAUCGCUACUUCGAAUUUGAUUGACUUCUUGGCGAGAACCAGCGGCUUAAGGAGGGACACCUUGGCGAUCGUUGGUCACAGCUUGGGAGCUCACGUAGCCGGUAAUGCUGGGAAAGGACAAAAUGGAAGACUUCCGACGAUCAUCGGACUGGAUCCAGCUUUGCCGUUUUUCUCCGGAGAAGAUACCAUCGACCGGAUCCGGGAUACCGAUGCGGAGUACGUGGAGAUCAUCCACACCAACGGAGGUGUCAUGGGCUUCAUGGAACCGAUUGGUGACGCCGAUUUCUACCCAAACUGGGGCCGUAUCCAGCCGGGUUGCGGCGUUGACAUCGACGGAGGCUGUGCCCAUGCUCGGGCCGUUGAUUACUUCGUGGAAUCCCUGUGGUCCAGGGUGGGAUUCGUUUCAACGCAGUGUGACAGUUUCCAGGAAAUCCGCACCGGUUUGUGUCCUGGAACUGGCAUUACCUCCAAAAUGGGCGGAGAACCCCCAAAUCAAGGUUCCGAAGCGCCGCGAGGAGCGUUUUACGUGGAAACCGCCUCCGGAAGACCCUUUAUCACUGGAUGCUAACCCCCCCAAACAAAUAAAAAAAAGUAUCUAAUUGAAUAGAAAAUCGCUCGACUCCGCAAAACUCGUCAUUCGUCAGCGUUAAACAAUUUCGCCGUUCCGUUUUUCACUUUCAAUUGAAAAGAUUUUCCAAUUUGAGGUGCACAAAACAUCAUCCCUCAGCUGUCACGAAACGAGAAGAAAAUAGAACAAACCUGGCCAUCAAUCUUCCCACCAGCAUCAGCACUUUCCAUUCUUGUGUGUCCUCUUGUGUCGAAAUAAAAAAAAAGGUAGGAAAAACGCUAUAAACCUUCCGCUUCCCUCGGGGUGGAGGUGGUGGUGGCCACGAGAUUAAGGAUAUCAAUUUUACAGCUGAGCGCACGGGUUGAAAAACGUUGGAAAACGAUGACGACGACGACGGAUGGACUUCUUUUUUUUCGAGUGUUUUGCCUCGUGCGGUUUGUCCCUUUUUGUGGCGGAAGAAGUCUUUGGGGUGUUGAGACAAGUGUCGUUGAAAUUUGAUGAAUUUCAUGGAUGAUAGUUGAAUGUACUCAAAAUUUGUGUAAAUCAAAACUGAUGAAUGGCAAAAGUAUAAAAGUAUGGUAGGGUAGUCAUCAAUGAGACACUUUUGGUUUUCAACUUUCAACGAUUUUUAUAAUUUUUUUAUCAGCGUGUUUUAAUGCACUUUUUGUUGCAUUUUCUUUCUUUUAAUGUGUUCUAAUAUUGACCAAAAUAUGAGAUCGAUCCGACAUCUACAGCCAGAGUUAUUCAACUGUCUCAUUGUAGACGCACUUGGCAGGAACAAUGAGACACUCUACGAAAAUAAACAUUUUUCAAGUAAAACAUCAUGUUUUUGUAUUGUUCCAUUGCAGGUGACUUGCCUUGAACAUUUCAGGGCAAUUUUGUCAACAUGAAACUUUUAUUAACAAAAGUUACACUAAAAAGUAUUUAAAUUUUGUAAAAUCCAUUUAUUAAUACCAAAUAACUUUGUAUGUUUGGUUAAAUGAAGUUUAAACUUUAUAAAUAUGCCAAAAAUCACUUUUAAUUCAUGUUUUGAAAGAUUUCCAUCGAUUUUUAAAAGUUUAUCGAAGAAAAAUCAAUGUGUCUCAUUGUUACCCAUGGGCUGAAAUGAGUGGGGAACAAUGAGACAGCCCUGGAUUAUGGGUAUAUUCAAAAUUUUGGCCUAAUCUAAUGAAAGGACAUUGUAGCUCAACUCAAUCCCUAUGAAACGUCGAAAGAAAUUUGAAGAAAUAUUAGUUUUGGUGUAAAUGGCAGCCUACUAGCGAAAAAGUAUUUUUUGUCCAUAAUUUACUUUUACACCCCAGAAUCAAACAUUUAUGAAUAACUUUUUAAAGGAGCGUCCAUAACCAAAGCCACUAAUAUAGCAGACGUGUAUCCAGUAGACACACCUUUCCCCCUAAUAUGAGCCUGAUUGGUUGAAACUACGACUUGUGAGAGCCAUUUUAUCAUUGUUCCCCGUGUCUCAUUGAUGACUACUCUACCCUAUGUAAUGAUCGCUUAGUUUUUUCUUCUGUUGGCACAUUGCCGAUCUAUUAAUUUCUUCAAAAUAUUCACUGAAUUUUUCAGGACUUGAUUAAAUCAGGCAAGAAACAUGAAGUUUGGUAAACAGUACAGACUUGAUUAUCCGAAGUCCUCCGAAGUUUGUUUUUCGUUGACCUAAAUAGUGCCGUUGAUCUCAUAGAUGAUCCCCAACAAGAUUUAGAGUUAUGUAGGAAUUUGUAAUCCAAGAUGAUGGACAAAAUGGCUGGUGAUGAAAUAAUAUUGAAAAAUUUGUUUGAGAUUUCGGUCAUUCGAUUAUUUGUAUUUUUUAAUCCUGCUGAAACUUUUUUGGUGCCUUCGGAAUGCCCAAAGAAGCCAUUUUGCAUCAUUAGUUCGAUCAUAUAAUUUCCAUACAAAUUUGGCAGCUAUCCAUACAAAAAUGAUAUGUGAAAAUUCAAAAAUCUGUAUCUUUUGAAGGAAUUUUUUGAUCGAUUUGGUGUCUUCGGCAAAGUUGUAGGUAUGAAUAUAGACUACACUGCAAAAAAAAAGAUACUCGGUAAAAAAAAGAUUUUUAAUUGUGUGUGUGUGUGUGGUCCAAUCCAAUACCCGCUAACUGGUAGCGAUAUUAUGGGAAAGUACAGUUUGUAUCAGGCUUUGUACAGUAUGUAAAAAAAGUAUUUACACCCCUUGGGCACUAUGCACAUUUUGUGAUGAAACAUGUAAAAAAUUUAAAGUUUGACAGGAACCUAGUACUACGUUUUGUUCAGAAACUCAUGCCAAACAUUUUGCUACAAAAAGCUCAUGAAAAGAUGAUUUCUAUAAAAAGUUAUAUAACAAAUACUAUUACGAAAAUAAAAAAGGUGCAAAAAAAGUUUGUACACCUUUCGAAAAAUUCACAUAAAUAAUGUUAUUUGUUGACAAAUCACCAUAAAUCCAGUCUUCCAACUCCAAAUAGGCAUCAUUGACUGAUUAAAAAAAUAAUUUGGAUUGAAUAUAAAGUUUACUAACUACUUAGUAUAAAAGUUUAUAUAACUCUGGAAAUUCUAUAUAAAACCUAUCUAAACUU